Rotaria sordida is the source of this 1165-nucleotide messenger RNA. The record is from the annotation of a GenBank genome assembly. NCBI's taxonomy places the organism in Eukaryota, Metazoa, Rotifera, Eurotatoria, Philodinida, Philodinidae.
UUUUUAUUAAAUAUAAAGAUAAUCCACCCAUAUUUAAAGUAAAUAUUAACUUUUUAUUUUCUCAUGUAAAGCACUGACUAUUCGAAAUUUAAGCAAAUUUUUUGAUAUUCCCGAUAGAGCUCGUCGAGUUACCUAUACACUAAAAACAUAAUGUCUCGGUAGUCUUAAUAUUUAUUCAAAUAUAUUUCUUUUUUAUUUUACUACAUACUCAAAACUAAUUUUCAUCAAAUUGUGAUUCGUAAAUCCCCUUACAGUUGUUUUCGAAUACUCCAAUCUGUGUUUAUCUUAAGAUUGAAAUUGUUACGACAACUGGUUUUCGAAUAUUGAAAACAUUAUUUGAUGUUGAUUUUCUUGCUGAUUCUCAAUAUGAGAUUCAUUUCUUUUGGUAAUGAAGUUCUAAUGGUAAAGACCUUUGACUAUGAACGCGUAUUUAUAGUGUUUUGCUUAGGGACAGACCGUUUAAUUUAACAUAAAAUUAAAUUCAGUUUUAUUAUUCUACACUGAAUAUUAAGUUCUCAACAUGGUGUUGUCCGAACGAUUGAAGGGGAAAAAAAAUCAGAUAUCAACUAGGGCUUUCUACACUAUUGUAAGGAGAAAAUUACUUGCGUAACUAACAGUGCACUAGGUCGGACACCAUUCUACCAUAUAUCGUCUUCGUCCUGCUACCAAACGAAAGAUAAAGGCAAUAAUUACCAUCAUUGACACUAUUUUUCAAAAAAUAUGGGAUCUUUUUUUUUAACUCGACGAGCUGUAUCUAACCGUGACAAGGAAACACUAAAAUAUUUAUUACUAAAAUUUCGAAUUGUUGAUACCAUAAUAAUAUCGAAAAAAAAAAUUUUGUUAGGGUUUUCCACCUAUUGCUGGUGCUAUUCAAUGGGCUCGUUUUUUAUUUACACGUAUAAAACUUCCAAUGAUUAAAUUUCGUUCUGUUAAUCGAUUACUUCAAUCAGAACAAGGUGUAACUGCAAAAAAUCGAUUUAUAGAAACAGGCAUUGUGCUUAAAGAAUAUGAAGAAGAACUUUAUACAAAAUGGCUUGAUAAUAUCAUUAAAUAUUUACCUAUUUAUCUUAAACAAAGUUUACUUAUUGAUGCUGAACAACGACCAGAUCUAUUUCUAAAUGAUAAUAAUAAUAAUAAUAAUAAUCAUCAACAAUUUAUUAAUAAU